UACAAAAUAUCCAGGAUGAACUUUGUUCGGGUGAGACCAAACAGCCCGGGUUAAAGUCCAAAUGAAACACAGCAGCACACUUGGAAACUUUUUUUAUUACUAUUAUUAUUUUUUACAUUGACAAUGGAGAUUCCCAUUUUUAUAGUGGAUGCCUUUGCCGACUCGCCAUUUAAGGGGAACCCAGCAGCUGUUUGUCUUUUAAAACAUGAGCUGUGUGAUGAAUUGUAUCAGAAGAUUGCAGCAGAGAUGAAUUUAUCAGAAACCGUCUUCAUCUCUACAAUCAAACCUUUGGAGGAUUUCACAAAGGGCUCAAGGUUCCGGCUGCGUUGGUUCACACCGAGCACAGAGGUCAAUCUGUGUGGUCAUGCCACUCUGGCCUCUGCUGCUGUCCUCUUCAAACACAAGAAGAAUUUGAAUUCUACUGUGGUGUUCGAGACCAGGAGUGGCGAUCUGUCUGUUGUGCAGCAGGGAGAAGAUUUGGUGAUGGAUUUCCCCCUCAACGUACCCACCAAGCAGGCUGCAGCUCAUUUUAAAGACCUGACCGAGGCUGCAGUAGGAGACCAUCCAGUCCAGGAUGUUUACCUUUGCUCCAACACUAAAAAACUUCUGGUCCGACUGGCCGACACCUGUGACAGGUCGGUGCUGACCAGUCUUCAAGUCAGCCCCGACGUCCUCCUAAGAAGCGAAAAGAGCGGAUUAGUCAAAGGCCUCAUAGUCACCACGAAAGGAUCUCCAGACUGCCAGCCAGCAUACGACUUCUAUUCCAGAUAUUUUGCCCCUUGGAAUGGAAUCCCAGAGGAUCCCGUCACUGGUUCUGCACACACUGUCCUGGGUAGCUACUGGUCGAAGGAACUGGGAAAGAAGAAAAUGCUCGCACUCCAGUGUUCCAGGCGAGGCGGAGAGCUGCAGCUGGAGGUGCGAGAUGACAGAAGAAUUAACAUCGCGGGAAAGAGCGUCACCGUGCUCCGGGGAACCAUCACGUUGUAGACAACCUGCAGAGAACGACACCGGCGGAAUACCGUACAAUCCGCAGUAAUUGAAAACGACACCCCCGCUGAGAGGGUUAUAGAUUCGUCACAAGUUUUAUUAUCCAAGAGGGUCACAGAAAAAAAAAAAAAAAAAAAGACACUACAGAAAAUAGAAUCACAGACGAGCACCCAAGAGUAAAUGGGCAAAAUGUAAAAAAUAAAUCACAAGUUAGAAAAAUAGUCACAUUUGGGCCAGAAACUGUCAGUUUUGUACGUCAUCAUCACAUUGGAUCUUAGACUACCAGCAAUU
Messenger RNA from Syngnathoides biaculeatus (alligator pipefish), 1278 nucleotides. Its product is annotated as phenazine biosynthesis-like domain-containing protein 2. The transcript is spliced from 10 exons. The record is from RefSeq and is a predicted model, not a curated record. Gene Ontology annotation, molecular function: isomerase activity. NCBI's taxonomy places the organism in Eukaryota, Metazoa, Chordata, Actinopteri, Syngnathiformes, Syngnathidae. Bases 124 to 987 code for a protein of 287 amino acids. Gene Ontology annotation, biological process: biosynthetic process. Gene Ontology annotation, cellular component: cytoplasm.